AUGUUGGAUAUAGAAGAAGGAAACCAAACAGUCAUCACAGAAUUCAUCCUCUUGGGAUUUGGGAAUCUUCCUGAGCUGCAGCCUUUUCUUUUCUUGCUCUUCCUGAUGGUUUAUAUUGUGACAACAGCUGGGAACCUGCUGAUCUUUUUUCUGGUCGUGGCAGAUCAGCACCUGCACACCCCCAUGUACUUCUUCCUGGGGAAUUUGUCCUGCCUGGAGACUUGCUAUAGCUCAAUCAUCGUGCCCAAAAUGCUGGCCGAUUUGCUAAGCGGUGUCGGUUCCAUUUCUGUUAGCGGAUGCAUAGCCCAGUUUUAUUUCUUUGGCUGCUGUGUAGCUAUAGAAACUCUUCUCUUGGCAGCAAUGUCCUACGACCGCUAUCUGCGUGCAAAUGUUAUCUACAUGAUCUCCCGGCAGGUGCAAAAUAGGGCAAAUCAAACCAUGAUCACAGAAUUCCUUCUCCUGGGGUUUGAGGGUGGUCAGAAUCUGCAAACUGUUCUCCUGUUGCUGUUUUUGGUGAUUUACAUUGUGACCAUCUGUGGGAACCUCAUCAUCAUUCUUCUUGUUGUGUCUGAUCAGCACCUUCACACACCCAUGUAUUACUUCCUAGGUAACUUGUCUUGCUUGGAGACCUUCUACAGUUCCACCAUCAUGCCCAGGAUGCUCUAUAGUCUCUUUACAGGGGACAGGUCCAUUUCAGUCACUAGUUGUGUCACACAGUUUUAUAUUUUUGGCAUACUUGUUACUACAGAGUGUUAUCUCCUGGCCGCAAUGUCCUUUGAUCGUUACUUAGCCAUAUGCAAGCCAUUGCAUUAUACUACCCAAAUGACAGGCAGAUUGUGUCAUCAACUGGCUGCUGGUUCCUGGGUGAGUGGGGGUUUAGCUUCCACCAUAACCACAUCUUUCAUGUCCCAGUUAGUCUUUUGUGGCCCUAAUGAGAUUGACCACUUCUUUUGUGAUCUUGGCCCAGUCAUCGACUUGUCUUGCAGUAAUACACAUAUAAUAGACAGCUCAGUUUUAAUAUUGUCAUCACUGUGUACCUUUCCUCCUUUGCUGUUGACGUUGGCAUCCUAUGUUUGCAUCAUCACCGCCAUCCUGAAGAUCUCGUCACGUUCUGGCAGGCAGAAGGUUUUCUCUACUUGCUCCUCUCACCUCACAAUGGUGACAGUUUUCUAUGGGACACUGAUUGUAGUCUACAUUGUACCCAAGACAAGCACCCUGAGAGACCUGAACAAAGUUUUUUCUCUCCUGUACACCAUAUUGACUCCCCUUCUCAAUCCCAUCAUAUAUAGCUUAAGAAACAAUGAUGUCAAGGAGGCAAUUAAAAGGGGUUCCAGGAAAUUUGCAAUUCAUACAGGAAUUUAG
Molecule: messenger RNA, 1362 nt
Organism: Lacerta agilis (Sand lizard)
Lineage: Eukaryota; Metazoa; Chordata; Lepidosauria; Squamata; Lacertidae
Product: olfactory receptor 6B1-like
Exons: 3
Coding region: 1-1362 (453 amino acids)
Biological process (GO): G protein-coupled receptor signaling pathway
Cellular component (GO): membrane
Molecular function (GO): olfactory receptor activity; G protein-coupled receptor activity
Source: RefSeq, a predicted model, not a curated record